GUACCCCGGAAGGCAGCAGCGGAGAAGCCAGGCCGGGCAGCAGAGCGGGAGGCCCGGGCCCUGCUGGAGAAGAGCCGGUCGUACAGGCUGCUGGAGGACAGCGAGGACAGCAGCGAGGAGACGGCGGCGAGGGCUGGGAGCAGCCUGCGCAAGAAGCGGAGGAAGCGCAAGCACCUCAGGAGGAAGCGCCAGGAGGACGAGGACGAGGACCAGGACGAGGAGGAGGCUUCUGAGGGCCGGAGGAAGACAGCGGCGAGCAGGCAGCCGGCCGAGAAGACGCCCGAGUCGGAGGACGAGUGGGAGCGGACGGAGCGGGAGCGGCUCCAGGACCUGGAGGAGCGGGACGCCUUCGCCGAGCGGGUCCGGCAGCGGGACAAGGACAGGACGCGCAAUGUCCUGGAGCGCUCGGAUAAGAAGGCUUAUGAGGAGGCGCAGAAGCGUCUCAAGAUGGCGGAAGAAGACCGGAAAGCCAUGGUCCCCGAGCUGCGGAAGAAGUCUCGCCGUGAGUACCUGGCGAAGCGGGAGCGUGAGAAGCUGGAGGACCUGGAGGCCGAGCUGGCGGACGAGGAGUUCCUCUUCGGUGACGUGGAGCUGAGCCGCCACGAGCGCCGCGAGCUCAGGUACAAGCGGCGGGUGCGAGACCUGGCCCGGGAGUACCGCGCAGCCGGGGAGCAGGAGAAGCUGGAGGCCACCAACCGGUACCACAUGCCCAAGGAGACGCGCGGACAGCCAGCCCGCACUGUGGACCUGGUGGAGGAGGAGUCUGGUGCCCCCGGCGAGGAGCAGCGCCGCUGGGAGGAGGCACGCCUGGGCGCAGCAGCUCUGAAGUUCGGGGCCCGCGACGCGGCCUCGCAGGAGCCGCAGUACCAGCUGGUGCUGGAGGAGGAGGAGACCAUCGAGUUCGUGCGCGCCACCCAGCUCCAGGGCGACGAGGAGCCGGCAGCCCCGGCCGCCUCGGCGCAGGCGCAGCAGAAGGAGUGCAUCCAGGCCGUGCGCCGCAGCCUCCCCGUGUUCCCCUUCCGGGAGGAACUGCUGGCCGCCGUGGCGAAUCACCAGGUCCUCAUCAUCGAGGGCGAGACCGGCUCGGGGAAGACCACGCAGAUCCCGCAGUACCUCUUCGAGGAGGGUUACACCCAGAAGGGUAUGAAGAUCGCCUGCACCCAGCCCCGCAGGGUGGCCGCCAUGAGUGUGGCUGCGCGCGUAGCUCGGGAGAUGGGUGUGAAGCUGGGGAAUGAGGUCGGCUACAGCAUCCGCUUCGAGGACUGCACGUCGGAGCGGACGGUCCUGCGCUACAUGACGGACGGCAUGCUGCUCCGCGAGUUCCUCUCCGAGCCCGACCUCGCCAGUUACAGUGUCGUGAUGGUGGACGAGGCACACGAGCGGACCCUGCACACAGACGUUCUCUUCGGGUUAAUCAAGGACGUUGCUCGCUUCCGGCCCGAGCUCAAGGUCCUGGUCGCGUCAGCCACACUGGACACUGCCCGAUUCUCCACCUUCUUUGAUGACGCCCCGGUCUUCCGAAUCCCCGGCCGCAGGUUUCCCGUGGACAUCUUCUAUACCAAGGCGCCCGAGGCUGACUACCUGGAGGCCUGUGUGGUGUCCGUGCUGCAGAUCCACGUGACUCAGCCCCCCGGGGACAUCCUGGUGUUCCUGACAGGACAGGAAGAGAUUGAGGCCGCCUGUGAGAUGCUCCAGGACCGCUGCCGCCGCCUGGGCUCCAAGAUCCGUGAGCUCCUGGUGCUGCCCAUCUAUGCCAACCUUCCGUCGGACAUGCAGGCCCGCAUCUUCCAGCCCACACCGCCCGGGGCCCGCAAGGUGGUUGUGGCAACAAACAUUGCUGAGACCUCGCUCACCAUCGAGGGCAUCAUUUAUGUGCUGGACCCAGGGUUCUGCAAGCAGAAGAGCUACAACCCGCGCACGGGCAUGGAGUCGCUCACGGUCACGCCCUGCAGCAAGGCCUCUGCCAACCAGCGGGCGGGCCGGGCGGGCCGGGUGGCGGCCGGGAAGUGCUUCCGCCUGUACACGGCCUGGGCCUAUCAGCACGAGCUGGAGGAGACCACGGUGCCCGAGAUCCAGAGGACCAGCCUGGGCAACGUUGUGCUGCUGCUCAAGAGCCUAGGGAUCCAUGACCUCAUGCACUUCGAUUUCCUGGACCCCCCGCCGUACGAGACCCUGCUGCUGGCUCUGGAGCAGCUGUACGCCCUGGGAGCCCUCAACCACCUCGGGGAGCUCACCACGUCUGGGCGGAAGAUGGCGGAGCUGCCGGUGGACCCCAUGCUGUCUAAGAUGAUCUUGGCCUCAGAGAAGUACAGCUGCUCAGAGGAGAUCCUGACGGUGGCUGCCAUGCUUUCUGUCAACAACUCCAUCUUCUACCGGCCCAAGGACAAGGUUGUCCACGCCGACAAUGCCCGUGUGAACUUCUUCCUCCCCGGCGGAGACCACCUGGUUCUGCUGAACGUGUACACGCAGUGGGCGGAGAGCGGCUACUCCUCCCAGUGGUGCUACGAGAACUUCGUGCAGUUCCGCUCCAUGCGUCGAGCCCGGGACGUCCGGGAACAGCUGGAGGGGCUCCUGGAGCGCGUGGAGGUGGGGCUCAGCUCCUGCCAGGGGGACUACGUGCGCGUGCGCAAGGCCAUCACCGCCGGCUACUUCUACCACACGGCACGGCUGACGCGCAGCGGGUACCGCACGGUCAAGCAGCAGCAGACGGUGUUCAUUCACCCCAACUCCUCCCUCUUUGAGCAGCAGCCGCGGUGGCUGCUCUACCAUGAACUCGUCCUGACCACGAAGGAGUUCAUGCGACAGGUGCUGGAGAUCGAGAGCACCUGGCUUCUGGAAGUGGCUCCCCACUAUUACAAGGCCAAGGAGCUAGAAGAUCCCCACGCUAAGAAAAUGCCCAAAAAGAUAGGCAAGACGCGAGAAGAGCUGGGAUAGAGAAGGGGCAUGAAUGGGACCCAACAGCAGCUCGUUUUCUUUCUGUACCUUACUUUAAUAUCUAUUUAAUAAAAUUAUUUUUGAAAUA
Molecule: messenger RNA, 3022 nt
Organism: Chinchilla lanigera (long-tailed chinchilla)
Lineage: Eukaryota; Metazoa; Chordata; Mammalia; Rodentia; Chinchillidae
Gene: Dhx16
Product: DEAH (Asp-Glu-Ala-His) box polypeptide 16
Cellular component (GO): intracellular anatomical structure; catalytic step 2 spliceosome
Molecular function (GO): ATP binding; RNA binding
Source: RefSeq, a predicted model, not a curated record